GCGUAUAGAAUAAGGAUAUUCCGAAGUUCGUUUUUAAAAAUAUAUUUUACCGUAUGUCUUUCAUAAAAUUGUAUAAGAAUCGAGUAGAAUAUUUUACUUAAGAGUUCAAAUUUGAAUCAUGAUCCGCGCGUUUUAAUCAAAAUAUGACAUAAAAUUAUAGGUUGACGAAUGAAUAUAAAUGUAAAAUAAUGGAGAACAGAAAAAUAAAUGCCGUUAUCUGUAUAAUAGAAAAUAUUAAUAGUAUUCUGAUAUAUUAUGCUCUUUAAUUAACGUUGUAGUAAUGGAGGAAAGAUGGACGCCUUGACGUUUGGCUCGCACAGGCUCGUUCACUUAGAUCUCAAGGGUGCUCCACCGCGAGUCUGUUAUUUCGAAAAGUUGUUUCCACUUUUGAGGACAUGGGGUGCCACCGGGCUUCUCCUAGAAUGGGAAGAUACAUUCCCAUACAAUCGAGAACUAUCUCAGAUAGGGAGCAAUGGAUUAAACAGUUUAACUAUUGGGUAUACAGCUCAAGAGGCUAAGCACAUUUUACAAAUUGCAGGAGACUGUGGCUUAGCAGUUGUUCCUUUAGUGCAAACCUUUGGCCACAUGGAGUUUGUCUUGAAACACGAUGAAUGGAGAUCCUUGAGAGAGGUAGAAAAUUUUCCAAGCUCAAUUUGCCCGUCUAAUCCAAGGACAUUGCCUUUGGUAAAGUCUUUGAUUCGACAAAUAGUUAGUUUUCACCCAGACAUACAAUAUCUGCACAUAGGUGCAGACGAAGUCUGGCAUUUAGGCCUUUGCUCAAUUUGUACAAAACGCGCUGCCUCAAGCAAAUAUGGAAAACCAUCUUUGUUCCUGGAACAUGUUUUGGCCAUUGCACAAUAUGUACAAGAAACAUAUCCCUACUUAAAGAUCGUCAUAUGGGAUGAUAUGUUAAGAUCUAUAGAUUUACAGGUUUUGAAUGAUCAUUACAUCGGAAAAUAUGUAGAGCCUAUGAUUUGGCAUUACAAUCCUAGAGAUAAUUUUGCUCUACCUCUCGGAUUAUGGGACAAAUAUGCUGCAGUAUUUCCCCAUAUUUGGGCAGCUACUGCAUUUAAAGGCGCUACUGGAUCCUCUCAACACGUACCAGUUACAAGGCACCAUAUAAGUAAUCAUGAAAAGUGGCUAGAGGAAUUGGGUGUACACGUGAACAAAGUUCAUGAAUUUCGGGGAACAGCUUUUACCGGAUGGUCACGGUACGACCAUUAUGCAACAUUGUGUGAAUUAUUACCGACAGCAAUACCAUCAUUAGCAUUAUGCUUGAAAGUUUGGCUUCAUGGGUAUUCUGAACAAAUUCACAAUCAAGUGGCUAAGAGUUUAGGAUACAUUGAUCAUCCUUUGCAUAUAACACCACAACCAAGACCCGCGCCAAUACCCAGUAACUUACUGUUUCCUGGAUGGCAGGUUGCAGUAGGCAUAGAAUGGUUUUUAAAUUUUAGAGUUAAAUAUCAUAAUAUUACUACUAGUGAACAAAUAUCUACAUGGAUGAAUCCUUGGCAAGUUGCAAAUAAUUACACGAAUCCUAUGCAGUUAGAAAACUUAGUACCUGCUUUUACAGAAUUGCUAUUAGAAUUAUCUUCUUUAGAAGGAUACCUAAGAUUUCAAAUGGAAAGUAUUUUCUUUUCGUCAACGAUCGAUGAAUGGAUAGGUACAAAUAUUCAGCCCAUGAAAGGAAAACUCGUAGAGUUAAAGCAAACUACGGAAAAUCAAAUUAAAUUAAAUAGUCGAAUUUAAUGCUUUCGUGAAAAUGUUGCAGAAUUUACUGCUUUAGAUCUCAAUGACCAACUUCCGAUACAGGUGGCGAUACGCUGAUGAACAAAGUACGAAAUGAUUUAGUAAAUUGUACUAUUUUAUUUUAUAAAUAGCGUAGGAGAGUAAAAAUAGAUUUGAAAAAGUGAUACUGUGCUGUAUGCAUGGAAUAUAAUUUUAUAAAAGAUGGAACGAUUAUUUUAAUACAUGGCUUAGGAGUGAACAAGCUUGUGACAAUGAUUUUGUCACGGAGCUUUGUCAUUUUAUGAGCUGUACUGUGAUAUUUGGCUAUGAAAGGAUUCUUGUAACGUAAUCAAGCUCGAUAGACAUAUUUUUUGGCUAUUGUGCUUAAUGGCAUAUGCUUCUAUCUAUCUGCGUUUACUAUAGCCAUAGCAUGUGAAAAUACUUGUUGUACUUCUUUUAGAAAUCUCUUUGAAAAAAUUUCAUGAAAACUAUAUAUUAACCAACCGUAUAAAAAGAUUUUAUGCGAUACGCAAUAUAUUUCCUGGAAUCUUUUUUUAUUACUAAAUUUCUGAACUAAUAAUUGUUUUUAAAAUAUACUUAUCGAUGUAAUAAUUCAAGAGAAAUAGUAAAGGAUUGAACGUAGAUAAAGCUUAUAUCAAAGUGAUAGUAGUAAAUAAAUGUUUUUAUAUAAAAUAUAUGUAACAAGCACACAACUUA
Osmia bicornis bicornis is the source of this 2445-nucleotide messenger RNA. RefSeq names its product hexosaminidase D-like. Gene Ontology annotation, molecular function: hexosaminidase activity. Gene Ontology annotation, biological process: carbohydrate metabolic process. Lineage: Eukaryota; Metazoa; Arthropoda; Insecta; Hymenoptera; Megachilidae. The record is from RefSeq and is a predicted model, not a curated record. The transcript has 9 exons. Bases 292 to 1749 code for a protein of 485 amino acids.